UUCAGGUGGGGUUAUGUAUUAUCACAGAUGUGAAUGUAUGCCGCGUGGUAAUUGGUCAUUGCUAAUCGCUAACAACUUUUCGCAAACAAUAAAUUCACAUCAUUCGAUUUUGACCAUCAUUAGUGCUCAGUCAAUCAAACAAACAUCAAGUCACUGAGAAUAGUGUAGCUUGAUAUUUGCAUUGCUUGUCUAAGCGUUAUUUGUGUACCCGUGUAUUGUUUGAGCACCUGUCUCUUUUUAAUUAUGGGGACCCAUUGGGUAUUUUGUGUCUUGUUUGUUUUCAUUAAGUUUUCUUCCGGCUCAGAGCUCGGGAUCCACACUGAAGCAGGCACCACAGAACCUGACGCCCCUGGAGAAGUCAUUGUAUGGUUUCGAAACGAAACGAAUCUGGUUAUCUUGUGGAAGCCUCCCCACCCUACAACCAUUUUCACCCAGUAUAAAGUAUCUAUAGCUCCUCCAGAUGCGAAAAACAGCAUACUUUAUGUCGAGAAAAGUGACGAGCCGCUUGGUCCGGGUGUUGCAGCUUUCAAAGAUCUAGUUCCUGGUAGAGUUUACAAUAUUUCCAUUGAAACCGUGUCAGGAGAUAAGAUUUCAAGGCCAACUACUGUCCAGUUUAGAACUGUUCCUUCGAAACCUCAGAACAUUUCGUUCGAUGCGAUUUCGACACAGUCUUUUGUUGUUCAUUGGGAAGCACCUAGUGAAGAGAGCGACUUUGAUAAAUACCAAAUAUCUUUGGGUAAUGGGCUACCUCCAGUGACAGUAUCAAAAGAAGAUCCAACUUUCUGGGAAUUCAAAGAUAACUUGGAACCUGGAAAAACAUAUUCCGUUGUUAUUAAAACAGUUUCCGGAAGAGUAGUCUCAUUGCCUGUGACCAGUGAUGUCACUCUCAAAUCUCUUCCUGUAUAACUCCUCAAAUCGAAAUCCGACGAGAAAACUGGUGUGUGCACUUUUAAGUAUCAACUACUGUUGUAUCUAUGAGAAGUGCUACGCUGGAUAUAAAUGCAAGCUUUAUUCUUGAUACAUAUAAAAGUCGAUAACAAAUACAAAAUUGAUUAAAAAAUACAAAAAGAUGGAAGGUUCAUGGUAUAGGCCAGCCGCUAAAAUAGGAGGUAACUACAUACUACCACGGUCAACAUCCAGGAAUUCACCAAUACUGUAGAAUGGCUGCCCCUUUGGUAAUCCUGAAGAGUUCCUUUGAAGUGUUCAGUCAGUAUCUGCAACUGGCAAUAUUUUGAACAAAGUCAUAAUGAAAUAUUCUGGCUAUUCUUUAUUUGUGUUAAACUGUAGUAGAAAGUAGUUACAUUUGCUUAUUGUUUUGUAUUGUGGUUGUAGGUUAGGUUAGGUUGGGAACUUAAUUAUAUACUUUGUGUUCUUUAAAAAUGCAUUAUUCUUCAUGA
Molecule: messenger RNA, 1397 nt
Organism: Leptinotarsa decemlineata (Colorado potato beetle)
Lineage: Eukaryota; Metazoa; Arthropoda; Insecta; Coleoptera; Chrysomelidae
Product: tyrosine-protein phosphatase 10D
Molecular function (GO): protein binding
Source: RefSeq, a predicted model, not a curated record